AUGAAGCCUGCCGUCUAUACCCUUCUUGGCCUGGCUGCUGUCAGCCAGGCUUCACCUGCUGAGAAGCGGGCAGGCACUGCCUCUGCAUUCAGCUCCAACUCUGCAGGAAACUACAAGUUGUCUUCCAUCGCCGCGCCGGUUCAAGGUGCUGGUAGUCCUGGCUCCGAGUCGACCUGGAAGCUUACUAUCGAUGACACAAGUUCCGGUCACAAGCAGACCAUUGUCGGCUUUGGUGCUGCUGUUACCGAUGCAACUGUGACUUCUUUCAACUCGCUAUCGAGUUCGAGUCUGCAGACACUCCUGAAUCAGCUCAUGACCGGAUCGGGUGCCGACUUCUCUUUGAUGCGCCACACCAUCGGAGCUUCAGACCUGUCUGGUGACCCGGCAUACACCUACGAUGACAACGGAGGCUCAGCAGACACAUCACUCUCGGGCUUCAAUAUUGGCGAUCGUGGAAAUGCGAUGGCCAAGAUGUUGGCCUCGAUGAAGUCAUUGCAAUCCAACCUCAAGAUCUUCGGCUCUCCCUGGAGCGCCCCUGGCUGGAUGAAGCUGAACGGUGUCAUCGACGGAUCCACGACUAACAAUAAUCUGAAUGAUGGCUACUUGAGUAGUGGUACCGGAACCUCGGGAUAUGCCAGUGCAUUCGCACAGUACUUUGUCAAGUACAUCCAGGCCUUCAAGAACCUUGGAGCCCCUAUCGACGCAAUCACUAUUCAAAACGAGCCUUUGAACAGCCAGUCUGGCUACCCCACGAUGUAUGUCUAUGCCGACGAGUCUGCACAGCUCAUUCAGAACUAUAUUGGUCCUGCUAUCUCAAAGGCCGGCCUGGACACGGACAUCUGGGCGUAUGACCACAACACCGAUGUCCCCAGCUACCCCCAGACUGUCAUCAACGGCGCCAGUGAAUACGUCGACUCAGUCGCCUGGCACUGCUACGCCAACCCAGUGGACUGGACCGUCCUCACCACCUUCCACAACAGUAACCCAUCCGUGAAGCAGUACAUGACCGAGUGCUGGACCCCGUCGGGAACCUGGAACCAAGCAGCCGACUUCACUAUGGGACCGUUGCAGAACUGGGCUGUCGGUGUAACAGCAUGGACUCUCGGCACCGACUCCAGCGACGGCCCGCACCUCUCCAGCGGCGGAUGUGCUACCUGCCAGGGCCUGGUUACCAUCAACAAUGGUGCUGUCAUCUACCAGCCGGCCUAUUACAUGAUGGCGCAGUUCAGCAAGUUCAUGCCUCCUGGUGCCAUUGUCUUGAGCGGUACUGGUAGCUACACCUACUCCAGUGGUGAAGGUAUCCAGUCUGUAGCCUCGCUGAACCCGGAUGGAACUCGUUCCGUUGUCAUCGAGAACACUUUCAGCAACGAUGUUUAUUUGACCCUCACCACCCAGGGUGGACAGGAGUGGAGUGGUAAUGUCCCCAGUGAGUCGGUCACUACCUGGGUGCUUCCGGCAUCCAGCUAG
This is a messenger RNA of Penicillium atrosanguineum, 1467 nucleotides long. RefSeq names its product glycoside hydrolase family 30 protein. NCBI's taxonomy places the organism in Eukaryota, Fungi, Ascomycota, Eurotiomycetes, Eurotiales, Aspergillaceae. Gene Ontology annotation, molecular function: glucosylceramidase activity. The coding region runs from base 1 to 1467 and encodes 488 amino acids. Gene Ontology annotation, biological process: glucosylceramide catabolic process. The transcript has a single exon. The record is from RefSeq and is a predicted model, not a curated record.